This is a messenger RNA of Strongylus vulgaris, 584 nucleotides long. The record is from the annotation of a GenBank genome assembly. Lineage: Eukaryota; Metazoa; Nematoda; Chromadorea; Rhabditida; Strongylidae.
AUGGGGAAGAAUCAUCGAAGAAGUUUCUUUGAUAUUUCCAUUGAUGGACGAGAAGCUGGUAGAAUUGUUUUCGAAUUGUUCGACGAUGUUGCGCCUAAAACAACGGAGAACUUUGUGAAACUCUGCACUGGAGCUGCAGGACUUGGUAAGCAGAGCGGUAUGCCACUACAUUAUAAAGGCUCAACUUUUCACAGAGUCAUCAAAGAUUUUAUGAUUCAGGGUGGCGAUUUCACAACCGGUAAAGGUACUGGAGGAGAGUCCAUUUAUGGAGGUCUUUUUGAUGAUGAACCUUUCGUUUUGAAACACGAUCAGCCCUUUUUGCUUUCUAUGGCUAAUAAGGGUCCUAACACAAAUGGGUCGCAGUUCUUCAUCACAACAAAAGCCGCUCCACAUCUAAACAACAAGCAUGUUGUCUUUGGCAAGGUCAUUUCUGGCAGUGAAGUUGUUACUGAAAUUGAGCACCUCAAAGUAAAUGCACGCUCUUGCCCCAUAGCUGAUGUUAUCAUCACUAACUGUGGAGAGUUGGUGAGAAAAAGGAAAAAGGAAGUUUCUAGCUCUGAGAGCGAAUCAUCCGAUAGGUGAGU